GCAUAAUAAAGUGACGAAUCACAGGAGGAGUGGACUUGAGCGCAACAUGACCUUAACGGGGCGUGUUUGAGUGUGUGUCUGGAGCGAAAUCUCGAGCGUACUCACGCCUGCCUCAGGGGUGAAUGCUACUAGACACAAAUGAGACUAAAGAGCUUCAUUACCACAAGUGAAAUGCAAAAACAUGAUCUUGCCUUGUUGCUCCGCGGCGUAGGAGAGCGAACGCUGCCGCUACGCAGAUGACGGACUUCAUGACUUCAACCCCGUUGAUCCUCGUCCAGCUCACAUGCCACAGAGACCUGCGAGCGAAAGGCAUCCAGCUCCAGUCGACCUGUAAUCUGUGCCGAGAGAGCCACAAACCUCAGGUGUGGCUUUGUGUCUUAGUUGUAAGCUUCCUGAGUAUUUCUACAUGUGCUGCUAUUAAACCUGAGAGAGAAUUAAAAAGAUGUGUGAUGGGACUGCAUGACAAUAUUAAGAAAUCUGACGCUGAACUGUAUGCUCCUUCACUUGAUGAAAUUAACGAGAACUGUGACAAUGAGAUGCUCAGAUGUUACAUUUUGGAGUUGAUGAUGGCCAUCAACGAAGCAGAACUACAAGCAGAAGUAGAAGCAGAAGUUUUUGGAACCAAAGAACGAUGCAUCUUUGAUUAUUUCCAUCUGUAUUAUUUCAGUGAAACUCUGCAUAACUCUGGUGACUGUCGACCAUGUGAAGCAUACAGUCUUCAAAAUAUUACAAUAUUCCUGGAGAGACUAAAUAACCUUUUGGAAAAAAUGAGUUCACAAGGGACAACGUAAUAUGUACUGUAAGCUACAAUUGUGUAUUUGUAUAUAUUUAUAUAUUGUAAAGAACUGUGGAUCUUGUUUUUGUAAGUAUCAUAUUGUGACUAUGCCAACCUAUGCCAAACCGUGCCGUCCUUAAAGCCAUAUUAAAUGUUAUGUAUUAUUUUAUUAAAAAUAAGCUGCACCAUGCUAAAUUUGAUAUGUAAUAAGAAUUUAAAGGUAUAGGAUGACAAUACUAUAUCUAAGGCCUUUGUUUGUUUUUAAACUGUACAGAUGAAGUGUUUCAGUCACUCUGUGUCACACUUUGCCAUUUGUACAGUUUUGAGAAACUAUCAAAAAGUAGCAUACAGUAGCAUCAGGCACUGUAUAUACAGAAUGUAUAGUAUCACUAAGCUAAGCUAACACUACUAAAUAUAAUACCUGUGAUACAGUAUAUGCCUGAUGUACUCCGGUUUCUUCACUGUCUCUAUCUGUUCAGGCCAGUAAAUAGUUUCCCUAUGUAAAGUCUGUCAUUUUAUUUGUUGUUGUUGUUUUUUAAAGGGGCUCUGUGGAGUGUUUUUCUUUCUGCUAAGGAAGUCCAGUUUGACUAACUGGUUACCCCUCAAAUAAAUGAAGCAGCUACAUUGAUGGGGGCCUGUUGUCUAUGGUGAUAGUAUGCUGUUACAUAUUUUCCUGUAAAAAAACAAACAAAACAAACAAACAAACAAACAAAAAACAGUAAACAAGUGGCAGCAGGGUUGCCACCAUAUUACUGUUUAAUUAACAUUAUUUUACUUUCACAAAAAUGUAUAGUUUUGUACUGCUAAUGAAAACUACAGUAUGAAAUUUUAAAAGAAUAUUUUUCACAGUAUUUUGCACUUGACUGACUUGUUUAAAAUUACAUAGCUGUUUUUAGUAUCUUACAGUUGACUGAUCUGUUUUAAUGCACUAUUUAGUUU
Messenger RNA from Monopterus albus (swamp eel), 1714 nucleotides. It is a transcript of the gene il15, whose product is annotated as interleukin 15. Gene Ontology annotation, biological process: positive regulation of tyrosine phosphorylation of STAT protein; positive regulation of immune response; immune response. Gene Ontology annotation, molecular function: cytokine receptor binding; cytokine activity. Gene Ontology annotation, cellular component: extracellular region. Bases 237 to 791 code for a protein of 184 amino acids. NCBI's taxonomy places the organism in Eukaryota, Metazoa, Chordata, Actinopteri, Synbranchiformes, Synbranchidae. The record is from RefSeq and is a predicted model, not a curated record. The transcript is spliced from 6 exons.